AUGUUGGGCACACCAGUUUUACGGGGAAAAAUGGUUUAUAUCAAUUCGGCGAUUCUUGCCGCAAGAAGUCCUUUCUUUCUCAAGCUUUUCUCAAAUGGCAUGAAAGAAUCUGAUCAGACACAUCCAACACUUAGGAUCGCUGAUUCAGAAGAAUAUGCGAUGAUGCAGCUUUUAAGCUAUAUGUACACUGGAAAGUUGACAACAACUGAGCCCACUCUUCUGCUCGACACAUUGAUGGCUGCCGACAAGUUUGAGGUUCUUUCUUGCAUGAGGCAUUGCAGUCAGUUGCUUUCAAGCUUACCUAUGACCACAGAUUCUGCACUGCUCUACCUAGACCAUCCAUGCUCCAUUUUAAAGGCCGAUGAAGUUAGGCCUUUAACAGAUGCAGCCAAGGAAUUCCUUGCCAACAAAUACAAUGAUUUGGCUAAGUUCAAAGAUGAAAUGAUGAACAUCCCUAUUACUGGUGAAAGUUGCAUAUGUGAAUUCUCGCUUGAGUGGGCAUGUGCACACUAUCCAAAUUUGGAGGAUAGGCAUAAGAUUUUUAGUUCUCGCUUACUUCCACUGUUGCGCUUAAGUCAUAUGGACUUUGCGACACUGCAGGAGGUCCUACCAUGCAUCGAUAAUGACAUAAACCAUGAGCAACUAACAAAGGUACUUCUAUACAAAGCUUAUCCAGGAUGCCAGCAAAGUCCUAUUGCAACCGAUGCGGCAAACCAUUGGCAAUUUGCCGAGCGGGCUUACGAGUUAAAACUUCUAAAAGUGGUUGCAUUUGAUCAACCUUCCUCACAGGUUAUGGUUUACUUGGAUCUAAAGCGUGAGGAGUGCUCCAGACUCUUCCCGUCAGGAUGGAUAUUCUCGCACUCAUUCUUUCUUGCAGGGCAGGAAUUCCGUGUUGUGGCAGGUCGUGUGCUGGGUGAGGAAAGUAACUUUUAUAGCUUUGGCCUCUACCACUAG
Triticum aestivum (bread wheat) is the source of this 954-nucleotide messenger RNA. RefSeq names its product BTB/POZ domain-containing protein At2g46260-like. Gene Ontology annotation, biological process: response to red light. The transcript is spliced from 5 exons. NCBI's taxonomy places the organism in Eukaryota, Viridiplantae, Streptophyta, Magnoliopsida, Poales, Poaceae. Bases 1 to 954 code for a protein of 317 amino acids. Gene Ontology annotation, molecular function: protein binding. Gene Ontology annotation, cellular component: nucleus. The record is from RefSeq and is a predicted model, not a curated record.